AUGGUGGCUGUUGCCUUUGGUGUUCCGGAGAGAGACCGAGAGAAUCUGAGCGAAUAUGGGCCUCGGUCAGAAAUACUGGACCUGGGACCCGGUGGGAGAUUUCAAAGGGCUUACCGUAUUUCGAACGGCGUGCCGAGUAUGCGCAGAAACAAUAACGGCGAUAGCUGUGGCAAUGGCGAUAGCUGUAGCAGUGGCGAUAGCUGUUGCAGCAGCUUAAGAUUUGAGCCAGCCGUCCCUGGCACUGCCCCAGAUCCAGGGAAUAAGCUAGGGGGUGAGGCAAGCAAGACAGGCCUACAACUAUCCCAGCAAGUUGCAGACCCAGUGGUCCCCAGGGAAGCAGCAGCCCGUGCUUUGUUUCUUUGUUCUUUCUGCCUUCUCCGAGCUGUUUGGCUGGGCCUAAAUGCUUUCCUGUUUGGGUACGCUUCUGAGAAAUCAGAUAAGUACUACAACACCAGGGAAAUCAUUGGGUCUUCACUAGCAUAGGCCCAGGCCUCGCUUGCUCUGAACUUUAACAGUUUGUUGGGCCUGUUCCCCAUGUACCUGAAUGUACUCUCAUUCCUAAGGGGCAACUGCUCGUGCUGCAGGUGCAUGUUGAAGAAGCAAUUGGAUCAUAAUCUCACCUUCCACAAGCUGGAAUCCUAUAUAAUUUGCCUGCACACAGUCAUUCACGUUGUUGCCCACCUGUUCAAUUUUGAAUGGUUCAACAUGAGCUACAAGACUGAUAAGGACUCUCUGACUUUCACCCUCUCUACUCUAUGCCUCCAUGAGAAGGGAAGCCUGUGGUUAAGCCCUUUUCUCUUCCCAAACAUGUCCUGGAAGUGGGCUCUAGCCCCAGUCAUCCGCUAUGUCUUUGAACAGCACCUCUGAUUAUGGCUGAAGGUGCUGAUCUCCAAGGUGGUUCAGCACCCUUCUAAAGUACUGGAGCUUCAGAUGAACAAGUGAGGUUUCAAUAUGGAAGUGGGACAGUAUAGCUUUGUCAGUUACUCCUCAGUGUCUCCCUUGGAGGGAAACUCUUUCACCUUCACCUCAACACCCAAAGAACAUUUUUUUUCUAUCUACAUUCAGGCAGCUGGGGACUGGACAGAACUCAUAAGAGCAUUUGAACAACAGAAAUCCCCUGUACCCACAUGUGAUCUAGAAAUAGAUGGUCCAUUUGAUAUAGUUAAUGAGGAUGUUUUUCAGUAUGAAGUGUCUAUGUUGGUGGAAGCAGGAAUUGGGGUCACCCUCUUUGCCUCCAUCCUGAAAUCCAUUUGGUACAAGUUUUGACAUGCAGACCACAACAAAAAGACUGAAAAUGCUGGUCAUGCAGCACUGCAUGUUGACAAAUUUACUGAUGUUGCGACUGGUUUGAAGCAGGAAACUUCUUUCAGGAGAUCUGUGUGGGACAAUGAAGUUUUGGCUGUGGCUGCUGUCCAUCCCAGAUCAGUGGGUGGGGUUUUCCUGUAAGGUCCCCAGACCCUGGAAAAAUGUUGUAACCACUGCUCCAGCUUGGAUGUUAGGAAGAUCCAGUUCUGUCUCAAUAUGGAGGAGGCAAGACAAGAGCAGCUGGUCAUGAGCUCCUGGUUUCUUUCAGCUCUCCUUCUGUGCCCCCAGAUAGAGAGAUCAUACUUGGGCAAAUGUUAGCUCUCUUUAAUCAGGAUUCUAAUAUCUAGUCUUUACCUUCGACCCACAUCACUUCAAUAUUGAGACAGAAGGAUGGCCUCCAAAAUGUG
Antechinus flavipes (yellow-footed antechinus) is the source of this 1712-nucleotide messenger RNA. It is a transcript of the gene NOX1, whose product is annotated as NADPH oxidase 1. The record is from RefSeq and is a predicted model, not a curated record. Lineage: Eukaryota; Metazoa; Chordata; Mammalia; Dasyuromorphia; Dasyuridae. Gene Ontology annotation, biological process: defense response; superoxide anion generation. Gene Ontology annotation, molecular function: superoxide-generating NAD(P)H oxidase activity. Gene Ontology annotation, cellular component: plasma membrane; NADPH oxidase complex.